AUGGAACUCCUCUCCACAAAGGGCAAAUUCUUCCCUAACUACAAGUGUGAUGUCCAGGACAAUCUUAUAGCAGUCAUUGGGGGACCUAAUUUUGAUGUUGAUCUCAAUAUGGCAAUUAUGCUGUGGAACUACAAGAUUCCACAGCUCCCAUAUGGUUCUGCUCUUGUAGUAGAUUGCAAAGAUCAAGGAGUCUUCUUUCACCAGAUGUUCCCAGAUGUGGACCACCAGUAUAAAGGGAUUCUCCAGUUACUUCUUCAUUUCAGGUGGACAUGGAUUGGGGUGUUUUAUCUGGAUGAUGACACUGGAGAGAGGUUUUCCCAGAUUGUGCUUCUGAUGUUUUCCCAGAGUGGCAUCUGCUUUGACUUCAUAGAAAAAUUCCCCAAACUCUCUUUUUCCGAUGACGUUCCUCAAAUGGUGGAAAAUGGAAUUGAAAAAUCAAAGAUGAUCAUGAAUAGCACUGCUAGCGUCUUGAUUGCACAUGGUGAAAUUCAGACCAUGAUUGUUGUGAGAAUGUUGCUAUUCAUUCCAACAUUUAUGGACAUGCCACUUAAUACAAAAGUCUGGAUUAUGACAGCCCAGAUGGACUUCGCAUCUCUUCCCUUUCAGAGUAAUUGGGACAUAGAUUUCCUCCAGGGUGCUAUAUCAUUUGCAGUAAGUUCAAUGGAGCUGCAGACAUUCCAUAAAUUUCUUCAUGCAAUAAAUCCUACCUUGGAAAAGGAAUAUGACUUUAUCAGAGUCUUCUGGGAACGUGCAUUUAGCUGCUUAUUUCCAGGUCCUCUGGUAGACAACAUGGGUGGGAGAAUUUGUACUGGAAGGGAAAAGCUGGAGACUCUCCCUGCCUCAGUUUUUGAAAUGAGCAUGACCGGCCACAGUUACAGUGUCUACAAUGCUGUCUAUGCUGUGGCGCAUGCUCUGCAUGAAAUUUAUCUGUUCGACUCCAAGCACAGAGGAAGAGCAAAUAAAAGAAGCUGCACCAUUAUCUGA
Messenger RNA from Podarcis muralis (Common wall lizard), 984 nucleotides. The record is from RefSeq and is a predicted model, not a curated record. Lineage: Eukaryota; Metazoa; Chordata; Lepidosauria; Squamata; Lacertidae.